Messenger RNA from Hydractinia symbiolongicarpus, 3319 nucleotides. RefSeq names its product GATOR complex protein MIOS-A-like. The transcript has 36 exons. Bases 19 to 2745 code for a protein of 908 amino acids. The record is from RefSeq and is a predicted model, not a curated record. Gene Ontology annotation, cellular component: cytoplasm. Gene Ontology annotation, biological process: cellular response to amino acid starvation; positive regulation of TORC1 signaling. Gene Ontology annotation, molecular function: protein binding. Lineage: Eukaryota; Metazoa; Cnidaria; Hydrozoa; Anthoathecata; Hydractiniidae.
AUAAUGUAUAAAUUAUAAAUGGCUCGUUCCAAUUCCUGGGAAGUGUUAUGGUCACCAAAUAACCCAAACAAGUUCAUAAGAUAUAAUACUAGUGAUGUGAGCAGUGAUGUUUGCUUAUACCAACUGUAUCAAAGCCAGGAGUUGCUGCCCUCAAAUAUCAGUAAAACUCAAGUUGUAAAACUUGCUGAAUCUAUCUAUGUAUGUCCUGUAGCAGCGUAUUCUGAGUUUUCUUCGGUCAAGUCAAUAGCAUGGUGUCCUCGCAAAGAUCUUGCUGACUACUGCAUUUUAGCUGUUGGUCUCUCCAAUGGCCGUGUUUCUGUUCUAAAUGUUGGAUCAGAGGUACCUUCUAACACAUCGUUAUUACUGAACCAGGAAUUUUCACCAAAAGCCGAAAGGACUUGUCAUGAAAUCGCUUGGAGUGAAGAUGAGCCAAACUUGCUGGCUGUAGGCUUGGACAAAACAAGAUACGAUAAUUCAUUAUUAGUUUGGGAUGUUGAAGCCAAGUCAAGUAUUACUCAAUCUCCAGGCUUUGAUUCAAGAUCAUUUGGCAGCAUACGGAAGCCUGUGUUUGAGCAUGGUUCAUCUGAGCAAACUGUAUCUGUGCAAUGGUUGCCACAUAAAAUACUAGUUGCUGGUGUGACAAAAUGGCUUCGUUUAUAUGACAUGAGAGUCCCAACUCCAAAGGUUAUUGCAACAACAAAGGCCUUGUAUGGUAUUUGUGUUGAUCCUCACAAUCCACAACGAAUAGCAUCAUUUGCUGAGGGUCCCCAAGGUGCAGUUUUAGUUUGGGAUAUUCGCAACAAUGAAAAACCUUUGGUGACCAUCAAUCAAUCAAAACCAGUCUCCAAAAUAUCCUGGUGCCCAACCAGAAAUCAUUUAAUCUCAGUCCUUCAAAAGGAUAGCAUGGCUGUGAAGUAUUAUGAUCUUCAACACACAUUGUCAGGUGGUGUGGUGCAAUACAGCAAUAGCAUUGACGAGAGUGGAGACAGUAUCCCAUUCGAAAGAAAUGCUCAAUUACCGAAAUCUGCAAAGUAUAAUAUAUCCUCAUACAGUUGGCAUCCUUCCAUAGAAAAUAAAAUACUAACGGUAUCAGCGACAGGUGGAUUACAUUACCUUGAAGUAUUUGAACGUAUCACAAUGAGUUGGUCGCCAACACUUGAUUUAGUAUGGGGUUGCGGUAAACACAUGUUGAUGUGUUCCAGGGAUGGAACUUACACUGGUGAAGAAGAAGAUAUUUCUUCUGCGAUGCGUCAGCGUGCCAUUAUGGGUUAUGGUGAACCACAUAUUAUGAAAGAUGAAAAAAAGUUGAAAGACGUUGUAAAGGAUCCCUUUUUAGUUAAAUUAUGGUUAUGGUUAAAACGUUCACGAAAACUGAAAGACCAUGAGUCUAGAAAGCUCAGACGUUUUUUUGGAGUGAAAGCUAUCAUCAAGGGAGAAUUAACCACACCUGAGUCUCAGAAGCAGAAAGGAAACGAAAAGCAUACCAAAGGAGGUCGCUUCACAAAGGCUUUUGUUGAUGGUAAUGUGACUGAAGAUUUUGUAUUUGCGAAGAGAUACACAAGUGAUGAUAGAAACUUAGCAAUGCACCUGUGCGACUGGGAUCUAAGUGAACAAUCACUGUUUGAACGAUUGAAUAAACUGUCUGCAGAUGGAGAGCCAGAAAGGGCGGCGGCUAUGGCGUUAUUUUCAAAUAAAAUGAGUUGGACUAUAGAUAUAUUAAGUGGUGUGAGCACUGGUAAAAAGAAGAAACAGAGUACUCAACAGCCUGAUGCAUAUUCUUAUUUACCUCUUGUUGCCAUGGCACUAUCAGGUUACUCAGACAGUAAACAAACGUUGUGGGCAGCCAACUGUAAAACGUUAAGUGCUCAACUAAGGAAUCCAUACCUUCGAGCUAUAUUCGCUUUUCUGACGGCAGAAGAUGAAGACUUCGUACAUGUCUUGAAAGAAUCUGGGAUGGAGUUAAAAGAUCGAAUUGCAUUUGCAUGUCGCUUCCUGUCGGACGCCAAGUUAACAAAUUACGUUGAAAAUGUGACCACGAGUUUGAUCACAAGUGGAAGCUUAGAAGGAUUACUAUUGACUGGCCUCACGUCUGAUGGCUUAGAUUUACUAGAAAACUUUAUUACCAAGACCAGCGACGUACAAACAGCUAUUUUGAUUAUUCUGCAUAUGAAAGUCAGUGAAGUGUUCAAAGACCCCAGGGUUUCCAGUUGGAUAGAGAAUUAUCGAGACCUUCUCGACAAAUGGCGACUUUGGCAUGAAAGAGCACAAUUUGACUCGCUUGUUCAAAAUACAGACUCUCGAAAAAUUCCGCAACAAAUCAGCGUAACAUGCACUUACUGCAGCAAGCCGGUGUCGAACAAUUUUCUAUCUUCCGGUGGCAUGCGAAUGCCUCGAUUCCCGCAUGGUAAUAGUCGACAGAAUAAGGCAAUGGCUUGUCCUGGAUGUAAGCAACAACUUCCACGCUGUUCUGUGUGCUUAAUAAAUUUGGGUUCGUUAUCUUCGCAUUUGCCGAAAACAGGAGCAAAACCUAAACUCGACACGAUUGUGAACUCGUUUCAAACGUGGUUUACGUGGUGUCAGUUGUGCAGGCAUGGCGGCCAUGCGGCUCAUCUUAUGGAAUGGUUUUCAGAACACGUUGAAUGUCCUGUCACUGGAUGUGCUUGUUAUUGCAACGCCCAUGAUAGUAUUGCUAUGGUUACACCAAAACAAACAGGACCGAUAGACAAUAGUGAAGAACGAAGAUAGCGCACUUUAUAUUGGUAUUUUUUCAAAAAUGCCGAAUUAUCCUACAGCACAACUCAAAAGGCAAAUAGUUGCGUGGGUCGUCAGGAAAAAUAAAGUUGAGAAUAUAUUUUGGAAUUUGGAAUAAAAUUUUGCUUUUGUUUCGUACCUAAAUUAUGUCCCUAAAUUUUUGGUAUUUUGGAUUUUUAAUAUCUAGAACAAAUCCUUCGGCUCCUUGCAGUCGCUUACGUUUUAUCGAAUUUAAAUUACGUUCUCUCGUUAUUUUAAAAUUUUACCAAAGCAUGCAUUUCGAAAAAAAAAAGCUGUAAAAACACUAGUUCUAACUAAAACAAAAUUUUUGUCUAUAGCUCUUGUUGGCCAUUCUCCCAAAAGAUUUCCUUUGUAGGUUCCGAAGUCAAUUUUAACUCUUGUUUUUUUGGGGUUUUUUUUUGCAUAUCUUUCACUGAAAUUUAGAGAUGUGAUUUUUUCUAUUUUUUUUUUCACUUUUUCUUUAUAUCAGAUUUUUAUAAGUAACGAAAUGUUCACAUUUCAAAGAUUUUUGUAAAUACUCACUAGAGAUUAGAUAUAUUAUGUUAUA